AUAUCCACUGUCUCCCUCGCACCAUCCAUGAUGCUUAAAACAUUGUUACGUAUACAUAACAAACAUUACUCAUUCCUCGCUCGACGUUCGCAAUUUGUCAUUCACAAUAAUAAUAACGCGUAUUAAAAGUGUUUCGUGAUAAUGGGAGUGGCGUGCCAAAUAUUGAUCGAUAGACCGAGUGAAGGAGUUCAUCGGCCUGGCGGACCCGUCUCCGGCGUCAUCAAGUACGCUGUAGACGUGCCUACAAAGUACGAACACGCCACAAUCUCGCUCAUGGGCCAGGCGUAUUGCUCGUGGCACGAAACCGAAGAUGACAAUUCCAGAACCAGGUACACGGGCACGGACAUAGUCAUAUGUAAAGUGGACAGUUUGCUGCCUAGAUACACAGAUACCCUACCGAUAGGCGCUUACGAGUAUAGGUUUGUGUACACCCUUCCGCACGACAUACCCUCAUCGUUCCAGCACGCGUGGGGUCACAUCAACUACGCGAUAAUCUUGGAAUUCAAGAAACAGGCCGUUCUCACACUGACAAAAGUCUUCAAACAGUACAUAGUCGUGCGCAGUUACUUAGAUCACGUGCGCCCGAUUCCCGACACACCGAUCACGUUCCAAAUGGAGAAGACAUUGUUCAAACCGCUGUCCUCAGGUAAUCAGAAGAUAAACUUAAAAGCCAGGAUUGCUAAGCCGUCUGUAAAACCGGGGGAGAGGGUGGACAUCAAACUAAUCAUAAACAACGACACAAGCGUGAACAUAAAGAGUAUAAAGGCAGAACUUGUAAGAAAGACUGUGUUCACAGCAGAUUGCUGGAAGUCCAGAGUAGCGGAGGAAACAGUAGAACAGUGUGGGGGAGAGACCGUGGGAGUAUCGGCGAAUAGUGUAGCGAACAUGACUAUCAGCGUGCCGAUUGUGACUUGGGAGUGCACCAUCCAAAACAGCAAGGUGAUCAACAACGUGUAUGAGAUCUUGAUGACCAUCAGACUGCCGAUGCCUCACUGCAACGCUAAAGUCUCGGUGCCGAUCCUGUUGGGCGAGCGGGAGCGGGAUCUGCCCCCCGUAGAGCAAGGCAUCGACAUCGCUAGGCUUAUGGAUGAGCAUACUCUGCCUCCGCCGUACAGGGAAAUCGAGGCAUGAAUUUGGCACCUGAUAGCAUUGGAAAUAUUGCAUUAAUACAAUAAUUUUACAUAUUUUUGUACAAUGAGAUCGUGAAUUCGACUCCGUUCGCCGGGCACACACCUCUGACUGUUCAGUUACUUUCAGUUGAGGAUAAACGUUGUGAGGUAGCAAUAUCUAAGACCUUACUUUAAAAUCUCCAAUGAUACGUAGUCUUCUCAACCGUAAAAAAAUUGGUGGUGUAUGAGAGACUUAAUAUUGCUUAUAAGUAAAGGAGCUUCCCCAAAAGUGGGGCACUAUAUUAUAAUACAGGGUUGAUAUCAUUAUUCAUACUAUUGUCAGUUUAUUUUUUUUACAGUAUUUUAGGAACGUAGGAUUAAGUUAUCUUUACAAAGAUUAUAAAAUGGAUAAUAUUAUAUUAGUUUGAUAAGUUUACCAAUACUACUGUUAAGUGAAGAUGGAAUCAAGAUGCUGGUAAUUGAAUGCAUCAUAUGUACGCAUAUAGUUUUAUUUAUACCGUUCCGAUGGCUAAGUUUUUUAUCAAAAAUAUAUUAUGUCAUCCAAAAUCUAAAGAAAAGGAAUUUUCAAAAUCUACGCAAUAAUUAUUAAGUUUUAACGCUUUAAAAUUUGGUGGAAGGGGUAGCUAUCAAAUAACAGUAAUAGCAAACAGUGACGUCACCGACUGUUACGGUGCGUACGUGAGAAAGAGAUAGCGUGAUAAACCCACCACACCUCUUUUAAUAUAAUAAUUUUGGUUCACAAAAAUAUUUCACGUAUGAAUAACGCCUUUAUUUUUCAACAAAUUUUGACGCUGAUUUCACAGAAGAAUUUCUUUAUAUUAUUUUUUUCUGCUACAUAUAAAAUAAUUUACAAAAUAAAACAUAAGGAACUACCCUACUCCCCUUUAAAUUUGUAUCGUAUCUUUAGAAAUGUCAAUACAUCCGCAAUACGGUUUACUAUUAGAGUGUACAUUCAUGUACUUGUUCCCGGCAAUCACUUAUUAUUAGGUAUUAGGUAAAUGAUUUGUGAAAUAUUAAUCCUGUCUACUUGGUACUAUACAAAUGAUGGAGUGAUUUUAAUUUCACUUUAAGAUAAACAUUUAAUUUUGUUCUGAUUUACAACUAAUUAUUUACUCUUUACUGCUUGAAUCGUUCUUAUAUCAAUGCUUAUGUGCUGUAAACGUUUUUUAUGAAUAUAAAUAAAUCAUUACGGUGUAUAAAUUA
Manduca sexta (tobacco hornworm) is the source of this 2333-nucleotide messenger RNA. RefSeq names its product arrestin domain-containing protein 5-like. The transcript has a single exon. Bases 142 to 1131 code for a protein of 329 amino acids. Gene Ontology annotation, biological process: protein transport. Lineage: Eukaryota; Metazoa; Arthropoda; Insecta; Lepidoptera; Sphingidae. The record is from RefSeq and is a predicted model, not a curated record. Gene Ontology annotation, cellular component: cytoplasm.